AUGACAGAGUGGACUUUGCUCAAACGUCUCCUGGAUGCUGUCCAUCAUCACUCCACUAUGAUCGGACGCCUGUGGCUCACAGUCAUGGUUAUCUUCAGGCUGCUCAUUGUUGCUGUUGCUACAGAGGAUGUGUAUACGGAUGAACAAGAAAUGUUUGUUUGCAACACUUUACAGCCAGGAUGUUCCACUGUGUGCUACGACACAUUUGCACCCAUCUCACAGCCUCGGUUCUGGGUGUUUCACAUAAUCAGUGUAUCCACCCCAUCGCUUUGCUUUAUCAUUUACACAUGGCAUAACCUGUCCAAGCAACCACAGAAUAAGGAAAGACAACAGACCUUCGACUGCAGCUGUGACUCGGACAGUUGCUCAAUCCACUCCCAUAAGCAUCUAGGUCACAGCCUAGCAGAUGUGCUGGAGGACCUCACUACACAGAACAUUGAGGUAGCUCAAGUUGUUUCUGGUGGAGUUCUGUCCAAAUGUUACAUUUUCCAUGUUUGUCUGAGGGCUGUCUUGGAGAUCUGCUUUGUCUUGGCCCAGUGGAAGCUGUAUGGCUUCCAUGUACCUGUCCAAUUUCUUUGCACCUCUUCCCCAUGCAGGCAACCGGUAGACUGCUACAUAUCCAGGCCCACAGAGAAGACUAUCUUCCUCCUUUUUAUGUUCUGUGUAGGAGUUUUCUGCAUUCUGCUGAACCUCCUGGAGUUAAAUCAUCUGGGUUGGAAAAAGAUUCGUCAUGCAUUGAGGUUAAGAGAGAAAAAGUCUUGGGAUGGCUGUCCAGGUAUCCAGUGUGGAUAUAAACCUUUUCCACCUGACAGCCCUUCACUCACAUCUUCUUUUGGAUUUAGGGAUGUGACCAGCACUACCUCUCUACCCACUCUGGACCUGGUGGUGGGUCACCAGCCUGAUUGGAGCUGUGCACUUAGCCGUGAAGUUGUGGAAGUAGAAGUCAGGCCUGGACGAGCAAAGAGGUUGGACUCACAUAAACACGAGAGGCAGCUUCUAAAGAGCAAGGAGAUUGAAAGGUGCAAACAGAGGAGUGCUGAGGUCUGGAUAUAG
Messenger RNA from Poecilia reticulata (guppy), 1053 nucleotides. NCBI's taxonomy places the organism in Eukaryota, Metazoa, Chordata, Actinopteri, Cyprinodontiformes, Poeciliidae. The record is from RefSeq and is a predicted model, not a curated record.